AUGAUAUCAGUCGCGACUCGGUCGAGGGAGCCCCAGCACGUCGUUACACCGUGUGCGCCGUGCCCCUCUUAUAGUAAUAUAUAAUAUAUAUAUAUAUAUAUAUAUAUACAUAUAUACAUCUCGAUAUAUACGAAUACCGCCCCUCCGAACGAAAAAUAUCGCGCUCAUCAUCGUCGUCCGGCUCCAUCGCUACGUCUACCUGCGGGGAGGCCUACCUGCCCUCGAAUACGCCGAGGAUACGUCGCAGCCAGCAUCCGGGGUGGCCGGGACGACGAUCCCUAUUCGACGAAUCGGUCGCGAGAGAUAUCUGUAAGACACCGAAUAGGUACGUGGCCAGAGGGAUUCGAUAAUACUCGAUAAAAAUAUGGGCGAGAAGACGUUCAAUCUUACGUGGAACAAUCACCUGGCGAACCUGUCGGGAUUGUUCGAGGCUCUUUACAAGAGCGGCUCAUUGACAGAUGCAACGUUAGCUUGUCAAGGCGGCAUGUUGAGGGCCCACAGGCUGGUACUGGCAGCAUGUAGCCCUUACUUCGAAAGAGUCUUUAAAGAACAUUAUGGAGAACAACCCAUCCUCAUUUUAAAAGGCGUAGCCGUGGAAGAGAUGGAAUGUCUCUUGGACUUCAUGUACAGAGGAUCCAUCGAUGUAGCGGAGGAGCAUCUACCCUCGCUAAUAAAAACUGCGACAGACUUGGAGAUACGCGGUCUCUCCGGAGAACAGAAAAAUCAAGAGAGUAACCGUAAUCUCUACACGAGGGUCGAAACGCGGAUGCAACGAUGCCAUAUUGAAACCAGAGUACACACUACCGAAUAUAUCAAAGAACCAUCGGUGAUUCCUUUUCUACCGAAACACUCGACCGUUGAUUCCAUAGAAGACCAUAUUAAAGUGGAGGAUAUCGAAGUGGAGGACGACCCGAUGGUAAUCGACGGGCACGAGGAUAGUUUCGACGAGCUUCCGCGAUCCACGGAAACGCAAAUUAGACGUAUACCACCACCGAUGUACAAGCGAGAAACUAGAUUCAAAGGGCAAAAAAGGGUAUGUGUAGGUCGUGUGACACGAAACAGCGACCCUUUGGAAUCGAAAGACUCCUCGCGAGAAUCGAGCUACGAGGAUUCCUCAAGAGUCGUCAAACUUGAGCCUAAUUUCAAUGACGGAUCCACGGAUGUCGCGACAUCGGGUGCGGUACAGGAAACUUCGAAAGGCUCGGAGGAACCGUCAAAAACAGGAAUAAAGAGAAAAAUUGAAGUCUUGAAGAGAGGAAACGAAGGGAAAGAGGCCAGAAUACCCAGCAAAUCAGAAAGGGCGCAGCAUAAGCCUUUCUCCUGCGACCUUUGCACAUUAGCUUUCACGAGAGCUUCGCACUUGGCGAGGCACAGAAGAGUGCACACGGGCGAGAGACCGUUCGCCUGUAGUAUCUGUCCGCGAAUGUUCGCUAGACAGGAUAAGCUCAAGCAACAUCUGGAUUCGCAUUUGCAGUGGCCGAAGAGGAAGGGUAGCAGUCAGACGGUAUCCUCGUUGCCGGGAAAGGGAAAACGUGGCAGACCACGUAAGGUAGUUAAUUUAGAACAAUCCGCGAUGGAAGAGAUUCUCAAGUUUGGCGAAUUUAGUUCGCUAUUGAAUAAAUCGCAUUCCGCGAAUUCGACGAAUAAGAGCGAAAAUGCUGGGAACGCCGCGGAUGACGGCAAGAGGAAAGAAGCGCUUCAAGAAGAGGACGACUCGUCUCAAAGAGAAAAGGAUAAUCGUGGUUGCCAAGUCGAAAAUGGUCAGGAUAUUGUUUAAUAGAAUCUUUUUUGCAAUCUGGAUUUAAAUAUUCGUAAAACAUAUUUUUCUAUCAUACAAAACCGCGCCGCGUGAAAGAUCAACGCAACGUAAUGAAGGAAGAAAUCUAUCGAGCUUCUACGAAAGGUCGUGGUAUCCUUUUCUUCGAAUUUAUUUCAAUUCAAUGAGGAUUAUAAAAUGCCUCCUUGUUCCAAUCGGUUAUAUACGUAUAAAAGUAUGCAAAAAGUCACAAGAACACUCGCGCUAUUACUGCGAAUUGUUUAACGUAAGUACCUGAGAUAUCGACUACUAACGUUAUUACCAAAGCGCACGAGCCUCCAAAGAAUUUAGAACGGCAUGAACGAGGGUUGAGAAAAUCGAUUAUUAUAAUCGACUCGACACAUCGUCACCGAUCAUUAGUAUCAAACGAUAAGAAUCAAGGGAUACCUGCGCUCUAUUAACCCGACCAAAUAAUGUGAAGAAUGGCGGCCUGACUUUCACUGUAAACAAUCUCGGUCUCUCGAUAUAUCAUCGCCCAAGAUACACACAUUACCGUACACUUAUAAUAUAAUUUUCAAUAAAACUCAUACGAUCUGCCAAUUGAUGGCCAACUCAAUUCAGUCGAGUUAGAUAAUAUAAUAAGAUGCAUGGGAUAAUCUUCACGUAUGGGGGCAACCGUGCAGCCUAUUGUACGAAAAAGCGCAUAAACGAUCUCAUCUCCUAACGUAAAAUCUUACAAAAAGCGCAUAACUUAAUAGUGUAAUAGCCAGAACGUAUUACACAAUGAUGUCUGAUACAGUGUGAGUCAUGCCUACGUAGUAAUAUUUUGUCAUACGCGCGAGUAUAUAAUAUGU
Molecule: messenger RNA, 2610 nt
Organism: Formica exsecta
Lineage: Eukaryota; Metazoa; Arthropoda; Insecta; Hymenoptera; Formicidae
Product: zinc finger and BTB domain-containing protein 14-like
Exons: 7
Coding region: 365-1777 (470 amino acids)
Biological process (GO): regulation of transcription by RNA polymerase II
Cellular component (GO): nucleus
Molecular function (GO): protein binding
Source: RefSeq, a predicted model, not a curated record